UCGUCUGCGACAUUACGAUCUACAUUUCCGACAGGUGAUUGCAUUCCGGUGCUCGAAACAAUAUUUCUAUGUCUUAAUAACAAAAAAAAAGAGACAAUAUGGUUGGAAGAGGAGAAGUGAAACAGGCUCGUUGCACAGGGUCGAGCCAGAGGUUGAAGAAAGAUUGGAUAAGCCUAUUACCUGAUCCUUUGAUAUCUCAGAUACUUUCUCUUCUCCCAACAAAGGAAGCUGUGAGAACAAGCCUUUUAUCAACCAGAUGGAAACCUCUCUGGCUUUGGGUUUCUUGCUUGGAUUUGGCAUCUUGUGAAUUCCCAGAUCUCAAUGCCUUUGUGAGUUUCGGUGACAGAUUUUUCGAUUCCAGUAGGGUUUCAUGCAUAAGCCAACUCAAUAUACAUGUUCUUGAUGGAACUGAAGACGGUGUACAUGUUGUCCCUUUUCUCGAGUCAUGGAUUGAUGCUGCAGUUAAACGCAAGAUCCAACAUCUAGAUGUUUGGUGUUCUCCAGGUCAUAUCAUUUAUCAGGUCCCCAUUAGCAUUUAUACAUGUGAGAAACUGGUCUCCUUAAAACUCUUUCAGAUGAACAUGGUUGAUGAUGCCGGGUUUGUCUCUUUACCUUGUGUAAAGACUAUGCAUUUGAAGCAUGUUUGGUUUCCCAACGAUUCCACCUUUGAGAGGCUUGUCUCUUGCUGUCCUGCCUUGAAAGAGUUGGAGAUCGACGUGCGUGGUGUUAAAGUCUUUCGAGUGCACUCUCUGUCACUGAAGAGACUCGUUUUCGAACGACGUUUUACUGCUUUCGAGGUUGUUUCUGUUUUGGGAGUUGUGAUUGAUGCUCCUCUGCUAGGCUUUUUGAAGAUGGAUGAUCGUUACUCUGAAAGUGUUGUAAUAAAGAACCUGGAUUCCAAUGCCAAGUUAGAUGUUUCUCUCGGCUUUGGUGAUGUUUUUGAUGAAGCAAGUGUUUCAUCAAAGAGAAACAAAGUCCGGGAGUUUCUUCCCGGGAUUUCAAAGGUUGGAGAAAUGAUCAUAUCUGCAGAGACUUUCAUGGUCUUUCAUCUAAAUUCCAGUUUACAAUCUCUGCCUCAAUUUGAUCUCAUGUCCCGCCUGGAAGCUACAGUCUGUCUAUCUGAUUUAAUAUGGUUGCCAACUUUUCUUGAGCGCUGCCCAAAUCUGAAAUUUCUCGUCUUGGCAUUGGAUAAUUUAAUUGACGAGAUCGGUUCUGAGGAGAUGAAUAUAAUCAGUUUUUCAACUGUGCCAGAGUGUUUGCUGUCGUCACUCAAGUUUGUUGAUAUCAAAAGCAGCUUCUCUGGAAAUGCUGCUGAAAUGAAGCUAGUGAGGUACUUACAAGAGAACUCCAUAAUCCUCGAGAAAAUAACUCUACGUUUGAGUUCAUGUGCAGAUGAUAUUGUCGUCAUCACGAAACUCCUGGAAAUCCCAAGACGCUCUAUCAACUGUCAAGUCCUCGUCCUCUGAUUGGUAAAGACUAGAGAGAGAGAUCAUGUGAAGCUCAAGCUCUUUCUACACAAUACGUGUAGGAGUAGGCUUUGUUUAUUAUAUUUCUUUUUGGAGUA
Molecule: messenger RNA, 1564 nt
Organism: Eutrema salsugineum
Lineage: Eukaryota; Viridiplantae; Streptophyta; Magnoliopsida; Brassicales; Brassicaceae
Product: putative FBD-associated F-box protein At5g53635
Exons: 4
Coding region: 99-1466 (455 amino acids)
Molecular function (GO): protein binding
Source: RefSeq, a predicted model, not a curated record